AUGCUAUGCACGCAAGACACUUCUCAGCUCCUUGGUCCGCCCCCUUCUCCCCCUUCUCCCCCCAUUCCCACUUUCCACCCGGAAAAUCUCUGUAACGCACAGGACGCGCGCAAGUCGAAGCUGUACGGCAAAUUUGGGAAGCAAAUCAUAUCCGCAGUCAAAGCAGCUGGUCCCAGCCCAGCCAGCAACUCGGCACUGGCAGCGCUGCUGGUGGCGGCAAAGCAAGGCGGAGUGCCAAAGGAUGUGAUUGAUCGGAACAUCAAACGAGCGACGGAGAAGGGGCAGGCGGAUUUCACUGAAAUUGUGUAUGAGAUCUACGGGCUCGGAGGAGUCGGCAUAGUGGUGGACGUGCUAACAGACAACAAUGCCCGGGCGGCAGCUACAGUGCGCGACGUGGUUCGCAAGGGCGGCGCCAAGAUGGCCGAUCCAGGCUCGGUGCUAUUUAACUUCAAGAGGCAGGGUGUGCUGCCAGUCCCAGCAGCCACAGCAGACCCGGACGAGGUGUUGGUGGUGGUGGAUGCAGGGGCUGACUGUAAUGGUGCUGCUGGUCUGCUGCUCGUGCUGCUGGUCUGCUGCUCGUGCUGCUGGUCUGCUGCUCGUGCUGCUGGUCUGCUGCUCGUGCUGCUGGUCUGCUGCUCGUGCUGCUGGUCUGCUGCUCGUGCUGCUGGUCUGCUGCUCGUGCUGCUGGUCUGCUGCUCGUGCUGCUGGUCUGCUGCUCGUGCUGCUGGUCUGCUGCUCGUGCUGCUGGUCUGCUGCUCGUGCUGCUGGUCUGCUGCUCGUGCUGCUGGUCUGCUGCUCGUGCUGCUGGUCUGCUGCUCGUGCUGCUGGUCUGCUGCUCGUGCUGCUGGUCUGCUGCUCGUGCUGCUGGUCUGCUGCUCGUGCUGCUGGUCUGCUGCUCGUGCUGCUGGUCUGCUGCUCGUGCUGCUGGUCUGCUGCUCGUGCUGCUGGUCUGCUGCUCGUGCUGCUGGUCUGCUGCUCGUGCUGCUGGUCUGCUGCUCGUGCUGCUGGUCUGCUGCUCGUGCUGCUGGUCUGCUGCUCGUGCUGCUGGUCUGCUGCUCGUGCUGCUGGUCUGCUGCUCGUGCUGCUGGUCUGCUGCUCGUGCUGCUGGUCUGCUGCUCGUGCUGCUGGUCUGCUGCUCGUGCUGCUGGUCUGCUGCUCGUGCUGCUGGUCUGCUGCUCGUGCUGCUGGUCUGCUGCUCGUGCUGCUGGUCUGCUGCUCGUGCUGCUGGUCUGCUGCUCGUGCUGCUGGUCUGCUGCUCGUGCUGCUGGUCUGCUGCUCGUGCUGCUGGUCUGCUGCUCGUGCUGCUGGUCUGCUGCUCGUGCUGCUGGUCUGCUGCUCGUGCUGCUGGUCUGCUGCUCGUGCUGCUGGUCUGCUGCUCGUGCUGCUGGUCUGCUGCUCGUGCUGCUGGUCUGCUGCUCGUGCUGCUGGUCUGCUGCUCGUGCUGCUGGUCUGCUGCUCGUGCUGCUGGUCUGCUGCUCGUGCUGCUGGUCUGCUGCUCGUGCUGCUGGUCUGCUGCUCGUGCUGCUGGUCUGCUGCUCGUGCUGCUGGUCUGCUGCUCGUGCUGCUGGUCUGCUGCUCGUGCUGCUGGUCUGCUGCUCGUGCUGCUGGUCUGCUGCUCGUGCUGCUGGUCUGCUGCUCGUGCUGCUGGUCUGCUGCUCGUGCUGCUGGUCUGCUGCUCGUGCUGCUGGUCUGCUGCUCGUGCUGCUGGUCUGCUGCUCGUGCUGCUGGCAAGGCGUGCUGGCUGUCCCAGCAGCCAUGGCAGAUCCAGACGAGGUGCUGGUGGUGGCGGUGGAUGCAGGGGCUGAUGCUUAUGAUGCGGGUGCUGAUUCCUCUCUUCAUUCCUUUCAUAUCCCUCUUCUCCCCCCCUCCUACAGGCAGGGUGUGCUGGCUGUGCCAGCAGCCACGGCAGACCCAGACAAGGGUGUGCUGGCUGUGCCAGCAGCCACGGCAGACCCAGACAAGGGUGUGCUGGCUGUGCCAGCAGCCACGGCAGACCCGGACGAGGUGUUGGUGGUGGCGGUGGAUGCAGGUGCUGAUGACGUCAUCAACCCUGGGGAGGACAUUGCAGGGGGAGGAGGCGGAGGGCAUGCGGAGGAGGGCGAGGAGGAGGAGCAGUUCUUCCGGGUGCUCACGCCAGCAGAGUCCUUUGCAUCAGUGCGAGCAGAGCUGCAGGAGUAUGGGCUGACAGUGGAUGCAGAGCACUCAGGCCUCAUGUUCAUUCCCACCGCCACCAUGCAGGUACGUCUAGCACCAUGCAGGGGGGUCUGGGGCAUUGUGGGUGGGUACGGCUGGCAACCGCAGGGGCAGGGGCUGGUGGAUGCGGAGCACUCAGGCCUCAUGUUCAUUCCCACCACCACCAUGCAGGUACGGCUGGGGUAG
This is a messenger RNA of Closterium sp. NIES-65, 2379 nucleotides long. The record is from the annotation of a GenBank genome assembly. NCBI's taxonomy places the organism in Eukaryota, Viridiplantae, Streptophyta, Zygnematophyceae, Desmidiales, Closteriaceae.